CCAGGCUCAAUCAGAAGUACCACAAUCAAGCUCAAUGAAUGAAGAAGUACACAAAAGAGUUAAAAAAUACGCACAAGAAGUCCUUGUAAUUGUUAGACCACCACCUCAUAUUUCUAAUAACCCAAUGAAUUUGCAAAUACAACUCGUUACACCAAAAUCUAAUAGGCAAUCCAUGGCAUCUGACAGUAAUCUCAGUAGAUCAUCAUCUCUACAUUCUUCUCAUUCACUUGGUCAGGCUUCAAAUUUAAGUCUGCAUUCAACUACCUCACAAUCACAAUUCACCGCAGGAGGACGAAAGUUGAUACCGCUCUAUAACCUCCAGUAUCAUAAUGUAUUAACAACAGCAAUCACAGACGCUGGUACAGAUGCUAAAAUAGCGAAAUUUACAAAGAGAGGUUUAGAAAUUCUCAAUUUAAUUGGCUUGGAAUCUGAUUUAUUAUCAUCUGAUAACGCAUCAACGACCUCGAAGAAGUUCACACUUGAUGGUCUCUUUAAAUUUGGCAAGAAUGACUCAAAAGCGCCGUCAGAGUUAUUAAAUCACGAUGAAUAUAGCUGGUUAAUUAGAAAACUUCUCAAAAGCUCUGAGACUUUAGAAGUUACUGCAGAUGACUUACAAUUCACAUGGAAGAAAUCUUCAGAAUCGAAUAUAAAUUCAAGACGAUCCUCUAUACCUUCACAACCAGCCUCAGAAAUCUCUCAUCCACCUUCAGAGAUAGAUAGAGAAGAUGAUGAGACACCUUGGUCAUUUUAUGCGAUCUCUAAACACUUUAAUAAAAUUCAUUUAGGUACACUCCAUCCUGCACCACAUCAUCCACGCAUAGUUGGUCAACUUAAAGUACCAUUUCCCUUGCCAGAUAUUCCUGUUCCAAAUACCAAUCAAAAACUUUCACCUGAAGACCUCAAAGAUAUCCUUUCAUGUACAUGUCUAUGGUUAGUCACUAAAGAAGAAUUUGGCGGCUUAGACAAACGGAGGAAAGGUGAUGGUUGGAGGAUAACUUAGUAGACUUUACUUAGAACAGGAUUCACAAAAUAACCCUAUUGUUUCAAUAUCAUUAUACGCACUACUUAAUAUCAAACAAUGGAACACUUAUUAUAUUUGAACAUUCAUGCAUUUUUAAUAAGCC
Molecule: messenger RNA, 1124 nt
Organism: Wallemia mellicola CBS 633.66
Lineage: Eukaryota; Fungi; Basidiomycota; Wallemiomycetes; Wallemiales; Wallemiaceae
Exons: 2
Coding region: 35-1000 (321 amino acids)
Source: RefSeq, a predicted model, not a curated record